Molecule: messenger RNA, 1245 nt
Organism: Olea europaea var. sylvestris
Lineage: Eukaryota; Viridiplantae; Streptophyta; Magnoliopsida; Lamiales; Oleaceae
Product: F-box protein PP2-A13-like
Exons: 3
Coding region: 192-1058 (288 amino acids)
Molecular function (GO): protein binding
Source: RefSeq, a predicted model, not a curated record
GUGCAUUUUUUACUCCACACGAUUUUAGAUCUACUGUUCGCACUGCAUAGAAUUGUACACAAUGGAAAUGUAGCACCUUCCCUUUGCCCUCUCUCUAAGAGCUAGCAUCUGUAUACAAUUCUUGAAUUGAAGAGGACAUUGGGAAUUCCCCGUCUCUGCUUUUUCAGCUGCCGUUUUCGUUAAAUCCACAAAUGGGUGCAAAUGCAUCUGCUAUGCCGGGGGAACCCAAUGGGCUGAUGAGGCCCAAGCUGGAGGAUAUACCGGAAUCCUGUAUGGCUCUGGUUCUCUCCUACUUGGACCCGCCGGAGAUUGCCAAGCUGGCGAGGAUAAACCGGGCUUUCCGGGCAGCCGCCUCCGCGGAUUUUAUCUGGGUUCCCAAAUUUCCCUCCAACUACAACUUUAUUCUCAGCAAACUGCCUGAUCAAGGCUUGAUUACCAUGGAUAAAAAGGAUAUUUAUGCCAGGCUCUGCAGACCCAACUCUUUUGACGGUGGCACAAAGGAAUUAUGGAUUGAUAAGACAACAGGAGGGACAUAUUUGUCGAUUUCUUCAAAGGCCAUGGCGAUUACGGGUAUAGAUGAUCGGAGAUAUUGGAAUCACAUUCGAACUUAUGAAUCUAGAUUCCAAACAAUUGCAUAUCUUCAACAGAUCUGGUGGGUUGAAGUAAAUGGGGACCUUGAGUUCCAGUUUCCAGCAGGGACAUAUAGUUUGUUCUUUAGACUCCAGCUGGGAAGGGUUGGCAAAAGAUUGGGUCGUCGGGUCUGUAAUUUGGACAACGUACAUGGGUGGGACGUAAAACCUGUACAGUUUCAGCUGUCGACGCUGGAUGGGCAGCAUGCUGUAUCCCAGUGCACGUUGGACAAUUUUGGAAACUGGGUACACUACCACGUGGGAGAUUUUGUUGUUGAGGAUCCAAAUGCUUUGACAAAGAUCAAAUACUCUUUGACUCAGAUUGAUUGUACUCACACCAAAGGUGGUUUAUGUGUAGAUUCGGUUUUGAUAUGCCCCAAAAGCUUAGGUAAAGAGUUGUUUUUUGUAGACGAACCCUAUAAAAAAUAGUAAUACACUGUCAAAGAAUAGAUUACUUCUUGAGGAGCUUGGGAUGUGGAGGCAAUCUGUAUUUUUGUUUGAAUGAGUUGUUUGAUAGUUUCUAGUCUUGGGAUUUGGUGGUACCUAGUGAUUCUUGUACAUAAUUUAAUUUCAACCAUUUUGUUCGGAAUAUAGAUAUUGCUUCGGUUGUCUGAUA